AUGGAGAAAUGGAAUCAUACUUUAAGUGAUUUCGUUUUGUUGGGGUUGUUUCCCCCAAAUCAAACUGGCCUUCUUCUCUUGUUCCUUGUAAUUCUCAUAUUCUUCCUCGCCGCAGUGGGUAAUUUGACUAUGAUUUACCUCAUACAUGUGGAUCGCCAACUCCACGUGCCCAUGUAUUUUCUGCUUAGCCAGCUUUCCUUUGCUGACCUGAUGUACAUCUCCACCACUGUCCCCAAGAUGGCUUUCAACUUCCUCUCUGGUCAGAAAAGUAUCUCUUUCCUGGGAUGUGGAGUACAAAUCUUCUUCUUCUUGACUAUGGCUGCUUCUGAAGACUUACUCCUGGCAUCCAUGGCCUAUGACCGUUAUGUGGCCAUUUGCCACCCCCUUCAUUAUCCCAUCCGCAUGAGUAAAAGGAUGUGUGUGAAGAUGAUCAUAGGAUCUUGGAUAAUAGGGUCCAUCAACUCCUUGGCACAUACAGUCUAUGCCCUCCAUAUUCCUUACUGUAGGUCUAGAGCUAUUGAUCAUUUCUUCUGUGAUGUCCCCGCCAUGCUGUCUCUUGCUUGUUUGGACACAUGGGCCUACGAGUACAUGGUUUUUGUGAGUGUUACCCUCCUUCUCCUUCUUCCCUUCCUGUGCAUCACUGCCUCCUAUGGCCAGGUCCUAUUUGCUGUCUACCAUAUGCACUCAAAAGAGGGGAGAAAAAAAGCCUUCACCACCUGUUCAACACAUUUAACUAUAGUGACCUUAUACUAUGCACCUUUUCUCUACACCUAUCUUCGCCCUAAGAGUUUUCGCUCACCAGAAGAAGAUAAGAUCCUGGCAGUCUUCUACACCAUCCUCACUCCCAUGCUCAAUCCCAUUAUCUAUAGCCUUAGGAAUAAGGAAGUCCUGGGGGCCAUGACAAGAGUAUUUGAGAAAUUCUGUUCCAUGAAAGAAUGA
Molecule: messenger RNA, 939 nt
Organism: Otolemur garnettii (small-eared galago)
Lineage: Eukaryota; Metazoa; Chordata; Mammalia; Primates; Galagidae
Product: olfactory receptor 2L13-like
Exons: 1
Coding region: 1-939 (312 amino acids)
Biological process (GO): G protein-coupled receptor signaling pathway
Cellular component (GO): membrane
Molecular function (GO): G protein-coupled receptor activity; olfactory receptor activity
Source: RefSeq, a predicted model, not a curated record